Trypanosoma grayi is the source of this 1998-nucleotide messenger RNA. RefSeq names its product DNA topoisomerase IB, large subunit. Bases 1 to 1998 code for a protein of 665 amino acids. Gene Ontology annotation, cellular component: chromosome; nucleolus. The record is from RefSeq and is a predicted model, not a curated record. Gene Ontology annotation, molecular function: DNA topoisomerase type I (single strand cut, ATP-independent) activity; DNA binding. The transcript has a single exon. Gene Ontology annotation, biological process: DNA topological change; DNA replication; chromosome segregation. Lineage: Eukaryota; Euglenozoa; Kinetoplastea; Trypanosomatida; Trypanosomatidae.
AUGCCGAAGAAGGAGGAAAAGGCGGUAAAAAAAGACGUGGUGGUAAAGGAGGAAGACAGCAACGCUGACACCAGCGAGAAUGAAGAGGAACUCAAUUGGUGGGAGCAGGAAAACGUCCACUUCACCACAAAGGGCGAGAAGCGGUGGGACACGUUGUGCCAUAACGGCGUCAUGUUCCCGCCGGAGUACAGGCCCCACGGCCUCCCCAUCUACUACGAAGGCCGUGAAUUCAAGAUGACACCAGAGGAGGAGGAAGUGGCGACGAUGUUUGCUGUGAUGCGGGAGCAUGACUAUUACCGAAAUGAAAUAUUUCGCCGCAACUUCUUCCACAGCUGGCGGGAGAUACUUGAUAAGCGCAAGCACCCAAUUCGACUCCUGGAGCUGUGCGACUUUGAGCCUAUCUACCAGUGGCACCUGCGUGAGCGUGAGAAGAAACAAAACCGCACUCGGGAGGAAAAGAAGCAGCUGAAGCUCGAAGCGGAGGCGGAUGCGGAACCGUACAAGUGGUGCUACUGGGACGGCAAGAAGGAGCAGGUGGCAAACUUCCGCGUGGAGCCACCAGGGCUCUUCCGCGGGCGUGGGCAGCACCCAAUGAUGGGAAAGCUGAAAAAGCGCGUUCGGCCCGAGGAUAUCACGAUCAACAUAGAUGAGUUCUCGCCCAUCCCCGAGCCGCCUGCUGGGCACCGCUGGAAGGAAGUGCUCCACGAUCACAACGUGACAUGGCUCGCAAUGUGGCGUGACUCCAUUAUUGGCAACUUCAAGUACGUCAUGCUCGCACCGUCGUCAACGAUUAAGGGUCAGUCGGAUAUGCUUAAGUUUGAGAAGGCCAGGCAGCUGAAGAACUACGUUGAUGAUAUCCGCGCGUCUUAUACCGAGGAUUUCAACUCACGCGACGCAAUGAAAGCCCAGCGCGCUGUGGCCACAUAUUUCAUUGACAAGCUUGCGCUUCGUGUGGGUAAUGAAAAGGGGUCCGACGAGGCUGACACGGUAGGCUGCUGCUCCCUUCGCGUGGAACACAUUGAACUUAAACCCGGUCAUGUAGUGAAGUUCGACUUUCUCGGCAAAGAUUCGAUCCGUUAUGAGAAUGAGGCCGUGGUACUUCCCCAGGUUUAUGAACUGCUCCGCCGAUUCACGAAAGGGAAGAAGCAACACCACGAUAUAUUUGAUUUAAUUACACCCGCGGUGCUCAAUGACCACCUGAAAUCGUUCAUGAGUGACCUAAGCGCGAAGGUAUUUCGUACAUACAACGCAUCCAUCACACUAGACCGCUGGUUCAAGGAGAAGCCAGUGCCACCGUCGUCCUCGUUGGCAGACAAACUCGCGUACUUCAACAAGGCCAAUACCGAAGUUGCCAUUCUAUGUAACCAUCAAAAGUCAAUACCGAAGAACCACCGAAACACGAUGCACCAGCUUACAACUAAAUCAAGCUACACGCGCAGGAUUAUAGAGUCUCUCAAACGUGCCAAAGAGACGGCGCAGAAGAAGUCGUUGGAGCAGGCAGUAAAGGAGUUCUUCGCGGAGCAGGAUGAGAUGCAGUACAAAUGGCUCGAGGCGUACGGCACGGAAGAGCAAAAGAAGGAAUAUGACGAGAUCGUUAAGAACCGUGGUAUGCCGCGCCUGAGGUCUUCCAGAACAAAAUCAAGUUCCAACGGCUCUAAGGGUAAAGGCAAGAAGAGCCGCAGCGGCAGUAAGAGUAAGAGUAAGGGCGGAAAAAAGAAAUCACAAAAGUCCACAAGAUCUUCUACCAAGAAAAGCUCAGGGAAUUCGAAGAAGUCACCAGCCACAAAACGGAACAGUAGAAAUGCGAAGAAGGAAGAAACUGACUCCGACGAUGAUGACGAUGUGCCGCUCUCCACCAUUCUGGCGAAGGCGAGCAGCGGCAGCAGCAACACUGCAACAAAGGUUGAAAGGAAAGGUGUGAAGCGUGGCCGCAACGGGAACCCUGCGGUGAAAGCAGAAGAAAGCGAUGAUGACGUUCCCAUCAGUGCGCUGUGCUAA